This is a messenger RNA of Caenorhabditis auriculariae, 10809 nucleotides long. Lineage: Eukaryota; Metazoa; Nematoda; Chromadorea; Rhabditida; Rhabditidae. The record is from the annotation of a GenBank genome assembly.
AUGGAGUGCGCUUCGCUUCUGUUGAAGCUGGCGCACGCACAUGGCUCUGUAACCGACGUUAUCAAAGAUUCAGUUCGUGAUGUAAGUAUAAAUAAAGUAGAUUCAGGAAAAGUGGCAGUUCCAUUAUAAUUCAAAUGUUCUUAUUUCACUUUUUAUGUUAUUUCAUAUCAUUAUUAUAUCGUGAAACUCUAAUUUGAUGAACAUUUCUAGGUUUUCCGAACCUGCAGUUACGGUUUCGCCGUGAAGAACAUUGAAAAUUAUCCCGAUGAACAGAACAAUGUGGAAAUAAUUAAUAUCACGGUUCGUAUUGAAAAGAAGUUCAACUUGAUGAAAAAUGAAAAUGAAAUUUUUGAUUUUCAGGUUACUUUCAACGCAAAACAGCUCGAACAUGCAAAGUUAUUAGAUUUACUGAAUCAAAUCCUCAAAAGUGUUCAAUCUUUCGUGGACUCCAUCGUUUUGAGAGACAAAAAAUUGUUCUAUUCCACUUGGAGGUAGGUGAGAACACGAAAAUCAAAAAAUUUAAGAAUUUAUGGAAACCGUAUUUAAAAUAAAGUUUCAGAUCUUCUACAAGUUUUGCAAUCAAAAAAUUCAGCUUCGGGAACAUUAUCGGCAAGGAAUUUCACUGUCAUUAUCGAGUUCGUUUUCUUAGCAAAAUGGUCAAUUUUCUCGGUUUUUUUUUGCAGUCUCGAGACAAUUCAAUUCAUUACUGUCAUAAAAGAACCACGGCAGAAGUUUUCAAUGAUAUCCAAGAUUUGAUGUUUGUUAAGUGGGCAGACUGGUUGAGCAACGGUGCCACCCGCAGUUUCGAUAUUCGGGUAUAUAUUAGAAGGAAUUUUUCAUGAGGUUCUUGUUCAGGUUCGACGUUUCAACAUUCGCAGGGUGACUUUUGAUCCGAUUCGCCACGUUGUUUAUUUUGAACUAAUCAACCCGGCCUCUAUCCGCAGUGAGACUGAAGUGAGUACGGGAAAUCGGAAGCAGACAUUUCUUGCGGUUUUUUUUCUUUUCCAGAGAGAUAAGGGGUCAGAGAAACUGCGCUUUUUUCAUUUCAGAGUGAGAAAGAACGGAACCAGCAGAAGUUCAAGCAAAUGUGGCGAAUCGGAGCCCUCGGCGGUGCCCCAGUGCACGCCUUUGCUGACAGUCACGUUUUCGCCGUUCAUUUUGAGGAUUUUUGGGUAUAUGCAAAAAGUUUUAACAUGAAUAGAAAAAGGUAAGGACGGAAGAUUUAAGAAAUAAAAGCCGCACUUGUUUUGAGUUAUAAAUGGGAAAAAAAACCUCAGGUCCCGUUUACAGUUUAUUUCAAGAAUAAUAAACCAAUUCUCAUGUUGAUAGAAUUAGGAAUAAAAUCUUUCAUUCGCAUUUUUCUUUGAUAUUAUGAAUUUUAAAAAAAAUUUGGGUGACUCGAGUUUUUGCUAGGAUUUUUUUCCCACCAAUGCCAGCUCAGCUUUUUUUAUUUCAUUUCAAUAAAGUAAUAUUCUAGGAUGGCACGCAGGAAUAUUCUUUGCUUUCUACGAUUCGUGCUAGGUGCGACGUUGACUUUGAGAUUCGCUCUAUCGAGGUUGUUAUUCAUUUUUUAGAAGCAGUUCUGUAAUAAGUGUUGAUUCUCUGUCCAUCCUUCGGAGUUCCAGAGUGGCCCCUACAGGGGUUUAGGGUCUGACCCCUUAGCCCCUAAAGCUGAAGUGGAUCCUAUAGGGAUCGUUCAAUUUCAUUCAAAAACGCUUAUUUAUUCAGUUUUUCCCAUGAAAAUUCUCUUAGGGUUCAUAUCAAUUAUUGACAAGCAGGGGCAACCAAUGAAAACUCCUAUAGGGACCACUUCUGCAAGCUCUAAUGGCCUCUAUAGGGUUCGUAAAGUCCUCCUUAGAGGGGACCCUCCAAAAGCCUCUAUAGGGACCACUCUGAAGUUCCUAAGUCAAUCGUUCGAAAAAAGAAGAUUUGUUCAGGAGAAAAAUGCGCUCAUUAAGAAAAAUGAGCCUUUUUAUUUCGCGUGGCGUCCAACAGGCGUUCCAACUAAAGCCGGUAACAAAGUGACCGAAAUGCUGUACGAGAAUGAGGAGUUUCGCGAGUUUCAAAACAAUGUACGGAGACUUCGAAAAAGUCCAAAGAAGUUUGGGUUUAGUUGAAAGCGGCGGCCAGGAAAAAACAUCCAGACAGCCAGAAGGACAACGAUUUGGCCCAUCAGAAGUGGUUCUCGGUGGUUUAUCUCAUCGAGGCUAUUUUAUCAAGGUUGAUCUUUUUUUUUCUGUUCGAGUUUUCAAGGAUUUUUUUUUCAUUCAAAAAUAUUUUAUAGAAUAAGAACAGACUAGUUUUAAAUAUCUUUAAAGGCUUGUUUCCUCUCGUCGAACUUUUAUCAUUGCGAAAAAACUUUAUUCUUCCAUUGAACUGUCAAAAAGUCCAUAAAACGAAAGAAUUAUCGAAGAAAAUGUUUUGAAAACGGUAAAUAAUAAAACGGGAGAACGUGACCGAGAUUCGCAAAGGCAAUGACGCUUCACGUCCACAAGGCCACGCAGCGGAGUGUCGUUUCGUGAAAUUUCAAGUGCCAAUAUUGUAUACGUCAGAGUUUUAUUUCAAGCUUGCGAUCUUUCGAUUUUUUCAAUAUUUUAUUCGCGGAAGAAUUUUGGCUUGCUGUUAAAAAUGAAAAACAGUUUUAAUAAAGUUUUUUUUGAGAAGCGGCUCCAUCAAGUAUUUGCUGCUCACGGAGCGAUCGUCGUGGAUAAACUUCCUGAGCUUGAUCGUGAAUCUCUUCGAGAAAAAUGAUCGGGUUUUCAUUUGAACGUUUUUGAAAGAAAUUAAUUUUCAAGGCUUGCGAAUAUACGAUGGAAUCUCUGGUGAAAAUGAUUGACGAACGUCGAAAUAUACGGGAUAUUUGCUCGACGCUGCGAAGUGAAUUUGAAAAAUUCAGUCGGGAAGGCCUGAAAGAGGAAAAAACGAAGAGAUAUACGACUCAGGCCGGAAUGGACGACAUGAUCAAAAUACGGAAGGUUAGUAGAGUGGAAAAAAAGCUGUGAAAUAAAAAAUAAUGAAAUAAUCUAAUUAUUUAAGCUCGGGCGUUUUAUAGCUGAUUCACGGCCAGAUUAAAACGCUAAGGCGGCGUGUCCUGUCUGCGCUCUCCACGAGCCAGGCGCUGUCUCGUGCAUUAUCGUAUCAGGACCAUUUUUUCGAUGGCUCAAGCCAGCCGUUAAUCAGCUAUAAUUCAGCGCAAAUCCCUUCUCUUAUUUUAGAGGUCUUUGGCUUUUUUUCAUGUUUCCGCAGGUUUUUCUCUAACUAGAUUCUUUUCUGAAUAGUAAUCAUCAUAAUAAACAGUUAUUUGUUGAGUUUACUCAAAUUAAAGUUAGAAUCAUUUCCCUUAGGUUGAGUUUUAAUUUCGCCAACACGAUCUGUAGUCAAAAUUUGGUCUCAUUCCUCAUUUUUCAAAGUUUUUGUAAGUCAACUCUUCCUCUCGGACUUAUCGGCUCCUUUACUUGUCCUUGUAGGUUUAAUUUUCUGAACUUAAAGGUCGAAAAAAAAAAUUCGAAACUUUCUUCAGGUUAUUUUGACACCGACGAGAAUUAUUCCUUGCGUCCCAGAAAGCGUUCUCAGCAACCGAGUGCUUCGAAAUCAUACAAAGGACACGACUCGCAUCGUUCGAGUCAUUUUUCGGUUUGAAAAUGUUUUUAAAAGGAGAAAGGUCGAUCUGUUCGAUGAAUGGCACCGAUGUAAUUUUAAAAAUUAUUCUUGGCAAAGAAAUUUUCGAAGCAAUAAGUGUAUUUUUUUCAUAGAUGAAAUAAUUUUAUUGUUUCUCAAAUUUUCUCAAAACUUCUUCAAUUUUCGUUUUUUUUUUCAAAAUUCUAUUUUUCAGUGAUGACGACAUGUUGAAGUUAUCCAACUCGCACUUGAGUGGAAACCGCAUCAAGUCAACCCUGGAAAAAUAUUUUGCCCACGGUUUUUGGGUCGCAGGUUCGCCUCGCAGAACAUUUUUAAGUCUUGCGUUUUUUCAGACAAGGAAUACGGGUUCCUCGGCGCGUCGUCGUCACAGAUGAGGGAUCAUGGAGCCUAUUUCUACGAAAAAUUCUCGAAAAAAGAACGAGAUGAAUAUGAAAGACGAGGCCUGAACCUGCCAUUGUACGGUCUGAAGAUCCAGAGGGUUCGCCAAGAGUUGGGAAAAUUCGACAAGUGCAAAAAUAUCAACCAAGUCAUGGCUCGCCUUGGACAGUGUUUCACGCAGACGAGGGUCCAGUUUCACUCAAUAUUAAAUUUUUCCUAUAGCUGAUUCACGGCCAGCUUGGGAGGCAUGUACUGUCUGCGCUCUCCACGAGCCAGGCGCUGUCUCGUGCAUUAUCGUGUCAGGACCAUUUUUUCGAAGACUCAAGCCAACCGUGAAUCAGCUAUACCCGAUUUUUUUUCUCUCUGAGAGCUCAAAAAUGACAUCAUUUUUUUUUCAGGAAGGUGUAAUUCUUAAACCAGAGAACUUUAUCGAGAUCGCAGACGUGACUAAAGUCGUUGAUGGGUUGGCUUCAAAAUCAUAUCCAACGUCACUAUUAUUUUAAGGAAGGAAUAUAACUUUACGGAUGGCGUCGGCGCAAUCAGCAUAGAUUUCGCGCAAGAACUCAUGAAAAAGCUCUUUCGGGCUUCGAAAAACUACAGAGCUCCUUCAGGCUUCCAGGUGCCGCGUGAAAAAAAAAUUUGUUUCGCCCUUUAAAAAACUUUUUCGAGACUCUUAUGUCCCACACCGCAACCGCGACGCGUUCAGAGCCAUUUCACAUGCGACUUUGAAAAAAGAAAAGUCAAUUUUCAGAUCCGAUUCCGCGGCUAUAAAGGAAUGCUUUCGUUGCAAGUGGACAUGAGCUUGUUCACAAAUGAUGAAAAAGUUAAUUGUGUUUUUCGCAAGAGUCAGAACAAGUAGGAUUUUAACCGAAAAAAUCAGACCCACUAAUCAUUUGAAGGUUCGAGUCGGACUCGAAAAACAUCGAAGUGGUCAAGUAUUCGACGCCGACAAAGGUCAAUCUUUGCCGGCCUUUCAUCAACCUUCUUGAUCAGGUUGGGUGGAAACUGGCAAGCUUCGAAAAAGAAGCCGCGCUUGAUAGGGGAAAAAGAAGCCUUUGCCCUUUUUUUGAUGGUUUAAAACGAGGGGGGACUCGAACCUACGACCCACGUUAGAAAUGAGUCUUACCAACUGAGGUAUGCCGCUUCUAACUUUCUAGUAGAGAAAUAAGUUUUUCUAGAAGUUUCGGUGGCUGUGAUGAUUUUUCAUUAAAACCCUAUGGUGGAACUUUAAUUCUCAGUAGCGAAAAAGCAGCUCAGAGAGUUUCAGAAAGAUUCAGCUCAGCUCCAUACAAGGAAACUGCGGGUAAAAGUUUUUUUUUCUGACGAUACUGUACCACCGCGACCUAUUUUCACACGAUUCUUGCCUUUUUCAGGUUUCUGAAAUGCAGUCGGAGGCCUGCCACGAAAGAGUUUGGAAUCGAGUUUUGGAGCUGCUGGACCUCGACUUGAAAACGUGUGCUCGUUCUCUAUUGGACGGAGACGUUGCCUUUGAUCGUUUAUCGGUUGAGCAGACUUGAUAACUCUCGAAUGAAAGUGAACUUUCAAGGAACAACCACGACUUUUGUCUCUUUCGAGUGUUCGCGAUGCACAGGUUCCAGUCAUUCAGGAGCCGUUUUUCCGAUCUCUCCUUCUUGCUGACGCCAGAGUCACGAUUGGUUUGAAAAAAAUGAUAAAUAUCAUGCGAUAGUUAAUUCAGUUCAAAGCCUUAGCAUUUUUUUCACGGGUUUUUAUGCCGUGUUCAAUUUGAUCCCGCGAAAUGCAAAAUGAUCUCUGACUCUCCAAAAUUUAGUGAUCUUUUCCUUUCUCUAACGAAUAUUUUGCAUUUCGCGGAAUCAAAUUGAACACGGCAUUAAAAUUUGUCCACCUCGGUCACUCGAGAUUUCUUGAAUCAAGAAAAAAAUAUGCAAUCAAAAGUCCGAUUUACAUAAAAUCACUGACAAGUCUGUUCUCAAAAUCAAAAGGUACUCUGCCGCUCCUAUUCUCCGUUAAUAUCCCUUUUGAUUUAUUUUACCCAUCUUUAUUAAGUCAGUCUGUCGUGAUGUUAUUCACCGAUAUCUUCAAAAUCAUCAGUUCUUUGAAAAUCGGAAGCUGAAAAGUUUUUGGAGGUCCAGCCUUUAAUAUAACUUAAAAAAUUGAUGGAAACUUCAAAAAGAUGAUCUUAUUAAAUUUUCUUGUUGCGUAUAUCCUAGAAAAUUGGCGUAUUUCUAUUCAAAAAUCAUUUCAAAACCGAGUAUCACAAAAGCGGCAACGUUCAGGGCGCCUAAUGAAAAAGGCCAAAAUUUCGAUCCCAACGCAUCUGGGCCGUUCGAUGCUUGGAGUUUCCGAUGAAACGAAAAAACUACAGCAGGGUCAGGUGUUCGUACAGUACACCAAUGAUGUCAACUACCGUAUCGUGCCGAAACGCGCCAAAACCACUGUUGUUUCGGGUUUUCAGCGAAGAAACAAUCUUUUCUUAUCGUAAUGUUUCAGGAACGGUGCUGAUCACGAAGAAUCCGUGCAUCAGUGCUGGAGACGUCAGGAUCUUCGAGGCCGUCGACAUCCCGGAGCUCCGGCACUUGGUUGACGUCGUCGUUUUCCCGCAGAAUGGCUCGAGGCCUCAUCCGGAUGAAAUGGCUGGUAGGGCCAUUUUAUCCAAAGUUGAUAGAGUUCUUUUGAAAUUGAGCUUUGAAGGCUCUUCAUUUAAACUGAACGAGAAAAAUAUUAAAUUGAGCCGCUUUUGUUUUAUCUUCAUUUCUCUGACUUUUUAUUGUUUUACUGAAAAUCUCUGAACUUCUGUAAGCACGCCUCCAUGUUUUCAUAGGCUCUGACCUCGACGGAGACGAAUACUCAGUGAUUUGGGAUCAGGAUUUGCUACUGGAGAGGAACGAAGAGCCGGAAGAGUACGUCAAUGAAAAGAAGCUCGAAACUGUCAAUCACAACGAUUUGGUGAUAGAAAACACGAGGAGAAAAAUUUUUAAAAAGUUUAGGACGCUAAAAUGCUCGAAUGUUUCACAGAGUAUGUUCUUUUGGACAAGGUUGGCGUUCACUCUUCGAAUCAUCUUCAUCAAUCAGAUCAGUACGGCGUCACCUCGAAAGUCUGGAAAAUAGUUCUAAUCAUAAAAAAAUGGCGUUGAAGGUUGCCGUUCAACUGGCCAAAAAGAUUGAGAAGGCGCUCAAUUUCCCGAAAAGCGGCAUUCCCGCUGAGAACGCGUCGCAGAAAUGGGAAGCUGGAAGUGAGUUUGGAGGAGCUUGGACUCGAAAAAAAUCCAUCAUAAAAGAGAUAUAGUCUGUUCAGAUUUUGAAUGUCAAGUCGUCGCUGAAGCCCCGCCCCCUAAUGGCGCGAUAAACCAAUCAGAGAGCGAGCCAUCCACAGAGCGUUUUCGAAUGACGUCAUUGCACUUGACAUUCAAAAUCUGAACAGACUAUAGAACCUUUGAAACUUACUGAUGAGCUUCCAAAUUGUGUUAUAUUUCCAAAUUUUUAAGAUCAGGCUCAGAGGCAGAAUUCCUAUAAAGUUAGAAUUAUAUUAAGGACCGCCGGAGCGACCGGAACGCUUCCCGGACUUCUAUCCGUCCUCUUCGGAUUCCCUGGUUAUCUAUAGAAGUAUGGGUUUGAACGGGGUCGUGUUUCGGUGAGCAACGGGGAAAGUUCAAGAGCAAAUAAAGGAGUUUUAGAAUCAUGAAGCAAUUGCAACUUGUCGUCGAGAAUCCGGUGAAGGAUCUCUUUCCAGUUGAAAUGGACAAGACAAUCAUUGGGGACGACAAUGACGCGUGGCGCAACUAUAUUACGACAGCUAGAACUGAAUAUUCGGCUUAUGAGGCUCAGCUUAGGGUCGGAGUUUGAAAAAGGAGUAUAGGAACUUGAUUUGAGACUAGGUAAAAGUAAGAUUGAAGUGAGAGUCUUCAAAAUCUUCAACUUACCAGGAAACAUUCCCCCAUCCCGUUUGAACUUUUGCUGAAACAUUGCUGAAGUGUACUUUUAGGGCCCUCUGAUUGCAGAUCAAAAAAAAAAUUUCUCGCAAUAGAUCUUGUUUCCGAGUUAUAAAGCUUCAAAGCGUGCAAAAUUAGCUAAUUGAGCCAAAAAAGCGCUAUUUCGGGCUUUUGAGGGGUCCUAACUCGAAAACGAGAUAUGUUGCGAGAAAAUUUCUUUCUUUUCUGGAAUCAGGGGGACCUAAAGUACCCUUCAGCAAAGUUUCAGCAAAAGUUCAACCGGGGGGUAAAAAACGUUCCCUAGUUAGAAAAAAAUCAAUCGUAUUCCUUUCUUCUAAUUUUUCCGUUACUUUCUGUUUUUUUUUAUUGCCCUUUUUGCGAUUUUUCUAUGAAAAUCACUUCAGAAGUUCUUUCAGCACCUGAUGAACUACUACGGAAUCAAAACGGAAGCCGAAAUCUUCUCCUCCCGUUGGUUGGACAUUGCCAAUCGAAUGCAGCAAAACGACAACGAGGACCGCUCAAUGUUCAACACGGAUCACAUCAUACGACAGGAAAUGGCUCAGUUAUACUCGAAAUACCGGAAAUCCUUUUUUGAAGUACUCUCGACCUUUGUCUUUUCUCAAUCGCAAAAUGUUUCUAAGGAGUUCGGCGGGUACAAAGCUUCGACGUCGGAGGAAACGGACGAGUCUCACGUCGAUUUGCCGUCGGUGUUGUCGCGAAAUUGCAACCAAGUCGACGAUAAAUGGGUCCAGGCCAAAGCGAUCGCCUAUUACCGUGUUUGCUAUGGCGAGUGAAAAUUUCUACAACGUAACAAGGCUCAAUAGCAGCUGGCUGCGGCACUUCUGAUUAGGGCUCAUCAAUUUUAUUGGAAGCUGCUCCACUCUUUUAGAUGAGCUCUAAUAAGGCUGAGAAGCUCUUUCAAUGUUUGGAAAAAUAAGAUCAUGGUUGGAUCUUUUGUUGGCUAUGUAUUGAAGCGUUAAGGUCAGAAGCCUCGAACUAAGUUGGCUGUUCAAAUUUCUUCAAUGCUGAAGUCCUCCUUGCAGAAGACGCAAUGCAGUCCAGAGAUUUUCGCUGCCUAUCGUUCGCCUGGCUUCCCUGCGAAGUCCUGUGCCAUAUUCGUCGUCAACGUCUUCUGAAGACCUACGACGAAGCGUCAACACGUGCCGGAGUCAGAACCGCCGCCGACGUCGUCAACCCGCUGCACGAGUCGAUUCAGAAGGCGUGUGACUCCUAUUUCGAAAAGACUUCUACGGUUGCCGAGAGAAUAGCGAAGAUGUCGAAGCUUCCUUUGAUUGCCGAGUAUAUCAGCGGUGUGAGAGGUACUAGAAGCUCCUUGUCAGAGACAUCUGGAAGAUUUCCUCGAUUGCAGGUAUCGACAAAAUUUUCGAGCUUUUAUUCGCUUGGACGUCGAAAGUUGGCGGAGGGGUCAAGACGGCUGUCGUUUUAUGCUACGUUUUGAUCCACUUUGGAGCCACCAAAAAGCCAGAACCAGCCGCCAAGUAUUAUCUACCAAAGGUUUUCAGUAGGAGUCGAUUCGAAAUUAGAUAAGAUGGAUUCAGUUGGAGCUUGGAAAAGAGCAAGAAGCUUCGGAUUUGGAGCGGCCGGCUCGACUUAUUGUCGACUUUUUCGAAUUUAUCGCCACCCACGAAGUUUUGAAGACGCCCGAAUCAGUUAUUCCAGAGACCAUGGCGGCUUCUUACGCCGAUCGUCUCAACCGACUUCAAAUCAUUCGAACGGUUUUGAAAUCAAGGUCAAAGAAAAAAAAAUUGUUCAAUUGAUCUUUUAGAUGGCAGUGGACGCCUACUACGAAAUGGUUUUCAACCAUCGGUUUUUCCUCGGCGAUUCUUUGCCCGUUUUUGCGGUGGCAGACAAAGAAUCUUUCACUAUCAACUAUGGGGGUGAAUUUGCGUUUUUUUAAAAAUUAUUUAUUGCCGUUUUAAAAUAAGCUUUUUGAUGUAUUCAGUCAUACCCGGCUUGUAAAAAAACGUGAUUCACCUUUUUCGACAGCUUUUCAAUAAUUUCAAAUUUACAAGGAUAGUUUUUUCUACAUUUUAUCUAUGAUUGCCUUGAACCUUGUGUUUUUUUCCAAAAGCCGCGUUCAAUUCCGGUUUUAAAUGCUCAACGAGUUCUAAUCAUACAUGGUGAUGACUGGCGAAAGCCAAGUCCCCCCUGCUUCCAAAAUGAAUUUUUUUGAUGUACUUGAUUGUUUGAUUUUUUUCAUAAGAUUAGACUAGCGCUAUCCAGCCCGCACCCUGAAUUUUUGCCAACCCCCCUUCACUCGUUUUUGAAAAUUUCCCUCCUCUUUUCCAGGAGACUAUCCUAUGUAUGGUUUGAAUUUCCCGAUUUCCUUCUUUGGUUUUCAGAAGAGCAAUGUUUUGAUUGUAAUCAACAAGAUAUUUUAGCCAACUCGCUAUUAGACAUCGUGGAGAAGGUCAAGCGAAGAACUGGCGUGGAAGAGUUGUGGGUGAGAGAAGUGCGAGGGCAAAAAUAUUAUGUUCCGUAUGUUGGAAUGAUUUCAACUCGUGAGUUUUUGUGUAUUUUAGUUCCUAGUUUGAAACUUCCCGGGUAAUAAAAAAAAUGUUCUGUUGUAAAAUAUGAAAAAUUUCACUUUUCAACUUCAUAAUGGCACUUUUUUCAUAACUUCAUUCAAACUUUUGCAGGAAAUUUACGAGUUUCUUGCCGCGCGACAGAAAUAUCCUACCGAAAGUUGCGAGAUCUGCUGAUCCCCGACUACAAAAAGAAAUGGCGCCGACUGAGCCCCGAAGACCGAAAAGCUGACCUUGUCCAGCAAAUUUGCAAGAAUCUCGGCGAAAAGUAUAUCGACGAGUCCUUCGAUAUCGAGGAUUACUUAGAAGAUUACCUUGGUUGUUAUCACUUCGACUGA